Molecule: messenger RNA, 4821 nt
Organism: Suncus etruscus (white-toothed pygmy shrew)
Lineage: Eukaryota; Metazoa; Chordata; Mammalia; Eulipotyphla; Soricidae
Gene: EPRS1
Product: glutamyl-prolyl-tRNA synthetase 1
Exons: 32
Coding region: 111-4634 (1507 amino acids)
Biological process (GO): glutamyl-tRNA aminoacylation; prolyl-tRNA aminoacylation; translation
Cellular component (GO): aminoacyl-tRNA synthetase multienzyme complex; cytoplasm
Molecular function (GO): ATP binding; proline-tRNA ligase activity; glutamate-tRNA ligase activity
Source: RefSeq, a predicted model, not a curated record
GGCAGCAGCGUCCGGCGCGUGCACACGUUGCAGCAUCUUGCUGUCUGCUUCGUCGGGAGUGGAGUGGAGCGGGCGGCCCGGCGGGCGCUCUGACGGCUCGAUUGGCGGCCAUGGCGACGCUCUGUCUGACCGUGAAUGCGGGAGACCCUCCUCUGGGAGCUUUGCUGGCAGUAGAACAUGUGAAAAAUAAUGUCAGUAUUUCUGUCGAAGAAGGGAAAGAGAAUAUUCUUCGUGUGUCUGAAAAUGUGGUGUUCACUGACCUCCAUUCCAUACUUCGCUACCUGGCCCGGGUGGCAGUGUCAGCUGGCCUCUACGGCUCGAACCAGCUAGAGCACACCGAGAUCGAUCACUGGUUGGAGUUCAGUGCGACGAAAUUGUCUUCGUGUGAUUCCUUUUCUUCUGCACUUAACGAACUCAACAUGGGCCUGUCUCUGAGGACCUACUUAGUUGGAAACACUCUGAGCUUAGCAGAUUUGUGUGUCUGGGCCACCCUGAAAGGAAGUGCCGCAUGGCAGGAAGAGUUGACACAGGGCAAAGGCCCAGUGCAUGUUAAGCGCUGGUUCGGCUUCCUGCAAGCCCAGCAGCCCUUCCGGUCAGUCGGCGCCAAGUGGAGCAUUUCCCCAGCCAGAGCCAAAGGGGCAGCUGAGAAGAAGGCAGAUGUGGGCAAGUUUAUUGAGCUUCCUGGCGCUGAGAUGGGGAAAGUCACCGUCCGGUUUCCACCAGAGGCUAGUGGUUACUUGCACAUUGGGCAUGCAAAAGCUGCUCUUCUGAACCAGCACUACCAGCUCAACUUUAAAGGGAAGCUCAUCAUGAGAUUUGAUGACACCAACCCUGAAAAAGAGAAGGAAGAUUUUGAGAAGGUUAUCUUGGAAGAUGUUGCUAUGUUGCAUAUCAAGCCAGAUCAGUUCACCUAUACCUCAGACCAUUUUGAAACCAUCAUGAAGUACGCAGAGAAGCUGAUUGAAGAAGGGAAGGCAUAUGUGGACGACACCCCAGCAGAGCAGAUGAAGGCCGAGCGUGAGCAGAGAGCAGAAUCCAGGCAUCGAGGAAACUCUAUCGAAAAAAAUCGACAGAUGUGGGAAGAAAUGAAGAAAGGAAGCCCCUUUGGCCAGUCUUGCUGUCUGCGAGCCAAGAUUGACAUGAGCAGCAACAACGGGUGCAUGAGGGACCCCACGCUGUACCGCUGCAAGAUUCAGCCACACCCAAGAACUGGAACCAAGUACAAUGUUUACCCGACGUACGAUUUUGCCUGCCCCAUAGUUGACAGCAUCGAGGGAGUGACUCAUGCCCUGAGGACCACCGAGUACCAUGACCGAGACGAGCAGUUUUACUGGAUCAUCGAAGCCUUGGGCAUUCGGAAACCUUACAUCUGGGAGUACAGCCGGCUGAACCUCAACAACACUGUGCUCUCCAAGAGGAAGCUCACCUGGUUUGUCGAUGAGGGUCUCGUGGACGGCUGGGAUGACCCCCGCUUCCCCACAGUGCGUGGUGUUCUGCGGAGAGGGAUGACGGUGGAGGGGCUGAAGCAGUUCAUCGCUGCCCAGGGCUCCUCACGAUCGGUCGUGAACAUGGAAUGGGACAAAAUUUGGGCAUUUAACAAAAAGGUCAUUGACCCUGUGGCCCCCCGGUAUGUCGCCUUACUGAAGAGGGAAGUGGUCCCAGUGAACGUCCCUGAGGCGCGGGAGGAGAUGAAAGAAGUGGCCAAGCACCCAAAGAAUCCUGACGUGGGCCUGAAACCAGUGUGGUAUGGCCCUAAAGUAUUCAUUGAAGGGGCCGAUGCAGAUACGCUGUCCGAGGGGGAGAUGGUGACAUUCAUCAACUGGGGCAACAUCAACAUUACUAAAGUGCACAAAAAUGCAGAAGGGAAAAUUGUCUCUCUUGAUGCAAAAUUAAAUCUGGAGAACAAAGACUACAAGAAAACAACAAAGAUCACAUGGCUUGCAGAAAGCUCCCGUGCACCCCCUAUCCCCACCGUCUGCGUCACGUACGAGCACUUGAUCACAAAGCCUGUGCUUGGCAAAGAUGAAGAUUUUAAGCAGUAUAUUAACAGGAAUACGAAGCAUGAAGAGCUCAUGCUUGGCGAUCCCUGCCUUAAAGACUUGAGGAAAGGUGACAUCAUACAGCUGCAGAGACGAGGCUUCUUCAUCUGCGACCAGCCCUAUGAGCCUGUUAGCCCAUAUAGUUGCAAGGAAGCCCCGUGCGUCUUGAUAUAUAUUCCAGACGGGCACACUAAGGAGAUGCCAACCUCUGGGUCGAAAGAGAAGGCCAAAGUGGAAACAACCAAAAUUGAGGCUCCUUCGUCAAAGAUACGAGCUGCUCCUGCCUCAAGUACUUCUUAUGCUGCUGCAGAUGAUGCUUCAGGUCUGUACAGCCGUGUGGCUGCUCAGGGCGAUGCAGUGCGUGAGUUAAAGGCCAGGAAAGCCCCCAAAGAUGAGGUUGACGCAGCCGUCCAGCAGCUUUUGGCACUGAAAGCGGAGUAUAAAGAGAAAACGGGCCAGGAAUACAAGGCUGGAAGUCCUCCCACUGCUGCUCCCCCGAAGGCAGUUCCCAGUGCCUUGUCUGGCCAUGCUCUCUACCAGGAGGUCGCUGCCCAGGGCGAGGUGGUCCGGAAGCUAAAGGCUGAGAAAGCCCCCAAGGCUAAAAUUACCGAAGCUGUGGAAUGCUUACUGGCCCUGAAAGCUAAGUACAAAGAGCAGACUGGGAAAGACUAUGUCCCUGGUCAGCCCCUGUCCUCCCCAAGUGCAGAUUCAAGUCAAGCCAAAGGCUCUCAGCCCAGCGGUCCAGAAACACCUGAAGCCAAAGCCCUUUUUAACCAAGUGGCAUCUCAAGGGGAGACAGUGAGAAAGCUCAAAGCCGAGAAGGCCUCGAAGGACCAGGUGGACGGGGCCGUGCAGCAGCUCCUCCAGCUGAAGGCUCAGUACAAGUCCCUGACUGGGGUGGACUAUAAGCCAGUCUCUGCCACUGGGACUGAGGACAAAGACAAGAGAAAGAAAGAGAAAGAAAACAAAUCUGAGAAACAGAACAAGCCUGAGAAACAGAGUGAUGGUCCAAAGAAGGAGGCUGCCAAGAACCCAGGCGGUGGGCUGUCAUCCGGUGGGGCUGGAGAGGGCCAAGGGCCUAAAAAGCAGACUAGGCUGGGUCUGGAGGCCAAGAAGGAAGAGAACCUCGCAGAUUGGUACUCUCAGGUCAUCACAAAGGCAGAAAUGAUUGAAUACUACGAUGUGAGUGGCUGCUACAUUCUUAGGCCCUGGGCAUAUUCCAUUUGGGAAUCCAUCAAGGCCUUUUUUGACAUGGAGAUCAAGAAGCUAGGCGUGGAGAAUUGCUACUUCCCCAUGUUCGUGUCCCAGAGCGCACUGGAGACCGAGAAGACGCAUGUGGCUGACUUCGCCCCUGAGGUCGCUUGGGUAACGAGAUCUGGGAAAACUGAGCUGGCAGAACCCAUUGCUGUCCGCCCCACCAGUGAGACAGUCAUGUAUCCUGCCUAUGCCAAGUGGGUACAGUCCCACCGCGACCUGCCUGUGCGACUCAACCAGUGGUGCAAUGUAGUGCGGUGGGAGUUCAAGCAUCCUCAGCCCUUUCUGCGUACUCGUGAGUUCCUCUGGCAGGAAGGCCACAGCGCAUUUGCUACAUAUGAAGAAGCAGCGGAAGAGGUCCUGCAGAUACUCGACCUGUAUGCUCAGGUGUACGAAGAUCUUCUGGCCAUUCCUGUCGUCAAAGGGAGAAAGACCGAGAAGGAGAAGUUCGCUGGCGGGGACUACACCACCACAGUGGAGGCUUUCAUUUCAGCCAGUGGCAGAGCCAUCCAGGGAGCUACUUCCCAUCACUUGGGACAGAACUUUUCCAAGAUGUUUGAAAUCAUUUUUGAAGACCCUAAGAUGCCAGGAGAGAAGCAGUUUGCCUAUCAGAACUCCUGGGGCCUGACAACGCGCACCAUCGGCGUCAUGACCAUGGUCCAUGGGGACAACAUGGGCUUGGUCUUACCGCCCCGGGUGGCCUGCGUCCAGGUGGUUGUCAUUCCCUGUGGCAUCACGAAUGCUCUUUCUGAAGAAGACAGAGAAGCUCUGAUUGCAAAAUGCAAUGAUUACCGAAAGCGAUUGGUCACCAAUAACAUCCGGGUCCGAGUCGAUUUGCGAGACAACUAUUCUCCAGGUUGGAAAUUCAACCACUGGGAACUCAAAGGCGUCCCCAUCCGGCUGGAAGUAGGGCCCCGAGAUCUGAAGAGUCGUCAGUUUGUGGCGGUCCGACGUGAUACAGGGGAGAAACUGACAAUUGCUGACGCAGAGGCCGAGCCAAGGCUGCAGGUGCUGUUGGAAGACAUCCAUGCCAGCCUCUUCCGCAGGGCCUCUGAAGAUCUCAAGACCCACAUGGUCGUCUCAGACACAAUGGAAGACUUCCAGAAGGCCCUCGAUUCUGGGAAGAUUGUGCAGAUUCCCUUCUGUGGGGAGAUUGCCUGUGAGGAUUGGAUCAAGAAAACCACAGCCAGGGAUCAGGAUCUGGAGCCCGGGGCUCCGUCCAUGGGGGCCAAGAGCCUUUGCAUACCCUUCCAGCCACUCCAGGAGCUGCAGCCCGGAGCAAGAUGUAUCUGCAGCAAGAACCCAGCCAAGUACUACACUUUGUUUGGCCGGAGCUACUAGGGGACUACCAGCCCACCCCACUUUUUAAACUCUUGGUACUAACUUCCCAGCUAGAGACCGUUUUAUGAAUUUUUUUUUAAAAUAAAAGUUCCAAAAGGAAGUUUCAGGGCACAAACACCUUAGGCCUAAAGUAUCUGGAAUGGAGGCUUUUCUGUAAACAACCUGGUAAUAAAUUUCAAGAGCUGUA